AGCAGGGAUGGACCUGGUGGCUGGGACCCAGCGGGCAGAUGGAGAUGGCUCUGCCCAGCCUGGGGCCACGGGUGCCUAGGCAGUGCCUGGGGUGACCAGCGCCCACCCCUCCAUCCAUCCAUCCAUCCAUCCCUCCUCCAUCCCUCCCUGCAUCCCUCCAUCCAUCCCCCGCCUGCAGGGGAUGGGGAAGCCGACGCCUGCUGGGGACUGCAGUGGGUAGCACAUCCCAGGCGCCAGGGCUGGGCUGGGCGGCUGCAGUAACCUGGCAGCUUCUGGCUCCCGUGGGCACGUGAAGCCGGGACUUGGGUGGCUUUGUCUGCCGGGGAGAAGGGGAGGGCGCCACGGAUGCCCCAGCCUCUGGGAGUCCAGGCAGCAGGAGCUGCAGAGCCGGGGACCCCGUGAGGGAGGGACAGGACCCGGCGUGGAGCCCCCCGUCAAGCCCGGCGCCAUGGCUGAGAAGGGCCUGGACCCCGCAUGCGUCUCCAUCGCCCUGGAGGAUGCGGUGUGCCACACCGGCGCCCAGGAUGCCCCGCUCCUCACCACCCACCUGAAGAAGGUGGAGAACCACAUCACAGAGGCCCAGCGCUUCUCGCACCUGCCCAAACGCUCGGCCGUGGACAUUGAGUUCAUCGACCUGUCCUACUCCGUCCGCGAGGGCUCCUGGUGGAAGAAGAGAGGAUACAAGACACUGCUGAAAUGCCUGUGUGGGAAGUUUUGCAGGCGUGAGCUCAUCGGGAUCAUGGGCCCCUCGGGCGCCGGGAAGUCCACGCUCAUGAAUAUCCUGGCCGGGUACAGGGAGACGGGGAUGAAGGGGCAGAUCCUGGUGAAUGGGCGACCACGGGACCUGCGCACCUUCCGCAAGAUGUCCUGCUACAUCAUGCAGGACGACAUGCUGCUGCCCCACCUCACCGUGCUGGAGGCCAUGAUGGUCUCCGCUAACCUGAAGCUGAGCGAGAAGCAAGAGGUGAAGAAGGAGCUGGUGAACGAGAUCCUGACCGCGCUGGGGCUGCUGGAGUGCUCCUACACCCGCACCAUGUCGCUGUCCGGGGGCCAGUGCAAGCGCCUCGCCAUUGCCCUCGAGCUCGUCAACAACCCCCCGGUCAUGUUCUUCGACGAGCCCACCAGCGGCCUGGACAGCGCCUCCUGCUUCCAGGUGGUCUCCCUCAUGCGGUCCCUGGCCCAGGGCGGCCGCACCAUCAUCUGCACCAUCCACCAGCCCAGCGCCAAGCUCUUUGAGAUGUUCGACAAGCUCUACAUCCUGAGCCAGGGCCAGUGCAUCUUCAAGGGGGUGGUGACCAACCUCAUCCCAUACCUGAAGGGGCUGGGCCUGUACUGUCCCACCUACCACAACCCUGCUGACUUCAUUAUUGAGGUGGCCUCGGGCGAGUACGGAGACCUCAACCCCGUCCUGUUCCGCGCCGUCCAGAACGGGAUGUGCACCAUGGUCGAGAAGAAGAGCAGCCCCGACAAGAAUGAUCCCUCGUGCCCGGCCCACUGCCUGACGGACGCGGAUCACAUCGAGAGCCACACAUUCGCCACCAGCACCACGACCCAGUUCUGCAUCCUCUUCAAGCGAACCUUCAUGUGCAUCCUGAGAGACACGGUCCUGACGCACCUGCGCUUCAUGUCGCACGUCUGCAUCGGGGUGCUCAUCGGGCUGCUCUACCUGCACAUCGGCAACGAUGCCAGCAAGGUCUUCAACAACACCGGCUUCCUCUUCUUCUCCAUGCUCUUCCUCAUGUUUGCUGCGUUGAUGCCCACCGUCCUCACCUUCCCCCUGGAGAUGUCCGUGUUCCUGAGAGAGCACCUCAACUACUGGUAUAGCCUGAAGGCCUAUUACCUGGCCAAGACCAUGGCAGAUGUGCCCUUCCAGGUGAUUUGCCCCAUCGCCUACUGCAGCAUCGUGUACUGGAUGACGGGCCAGCCCCCCGAGGCCACGCGCUUCCUCCUCUUCUCUGCCCUGGCCACCUCCACUGCCCUGGUGGCCCAGUCCCUGGGGCUCCUCAUCGGAGCUGCCUCCACCUCCUUGCAGGUGGCCACAUUCGUGGGGCCGGUCACUGCCAUCCCCGUCCUGCUCUUCUCAGGCUUCUUCGUCAGCUUCAAGACCAUCCCCACGUACCUGCAGUGGAGCUCCUACGUCUCCUACGUCAGGUAUGGCUUUGAGGGCGUCAUCCUCACCAUUUAUGCCAUGGGGCGUGAGGAUCUGGAGUGCCAGGAGGAUUUCUGCCCCUUCAAGGAACCUGCCCGCAUCCUGCAGGAGCUGGACGUCGAGGAGGCCAAGCUCUACCUGGACUUCAUUGUCCUGGGCAUCUUCUUCCUCGUCCUGCGGCUCCUGGCGUACUUGGUGCUCCGCUACAAGGUGAAGUCAGAGAGAUAAAGGGUCCCUGGGCCGGACGCCUUCCCCAGACCGGAGCCGCCGCGGCACGGACAAUCCCGCCGGACACGGUCCCUGCGGUUGGGCUGGUGCCGCCCGGCCCGGCACAGUCGAGAAGGAUUUUGCGACGUCUCGGAACUGUUUUAACCUUUCCACGCGCCUCAUCGCUGAAGUUUUGUACAGAUCUGGAAUGCGACAUGCCCCUUCCCUGCCCCCCGGCCCAUGGACUUGGGGUCCCUUCCUCACGCCGGCCCUCUCUCUCCACCCACCACCGUAGGACCCUAGGACUGGACCCACAGGAGGCAGCUAUGUUCAAAGCCUGAUGAGAUGCAAGAGAACAGGUCCCCAAAGCUUUGCUGCUGGAGGGAGGGGGUUGUGCAUCCGUGAACCCCCCUGGAGGGGGCCGUGGUGGCCAGGCUGCCCCCCACGAAGCACAGUUUUGUAGUGCAGUGUGUCGUGCCGUCGUUGACCUGCCUGCUUGUCGCCGUCCAGCCGCAUGUGUGCCCGUGUGCCGAAGAAGACGGACAACCCUGCAGACUCCGUUGCCCGAGGCUUUUGUGAUUGUCGUUAGCAUAGCACCGAGACGCGCCCCCCCCCCAACCGUCUGUUUGGUUUUGUAAAAGCCCCUUUUUUCUUAAGAAAAACCUGAAACCAAAUGAAACCCCAGCAGCCCGUCAUAUGGGGGCUAGGCAGAAGAAGGCUUGGGGGUCCCUUCCCUUGGCCGGCCUGGAAACGGGCAGUGGGAAGGAUGCUCUUGGGUCAGGACUCCCAGCUGCGGCAUGGGCAGGAUCUGACGGGAGCAGAACCAUUUCAGGGCUACGAUUUGGGCAGGGGUCGGGGGUGAGGGGUUGUCUCCCCCCUGCUCCCUGCUGGGGCUGCACGUCCCCCCUGGGCUGCGACUGGAGAGAGCGGAGCUGAGCGGCACCGAGGCGGAACGGACUGGCUGCCCCCUGCAAAAGGAAGCACGUCGCAAUGAACUGUGCAGGGAUCGGGCGCCGCUUGCUAGUGCCAGGGGACUGCCAAGGGGCUGCAUCAAUGCUGCUUCACACCAGCGCGAGAUGAGAAUCAGCCCUCACCCGUGAGAAGAGCGUCUGGGCCGGAUUCCCCCCGGCUCCAGCACUUCACAUCCCUGCUUGCUCCUGCCCCCCCCCGGCCAGCCCCCAGCUGGGACACGCAGGUGUGGUCCCAUCCCCACCAGGGCCAUGAUGCUGAAUCAGCUGGUCAGGAGCAGGUCCUGGUGCUUCGGACCCAGACUGGAGCUGCUGCUGCAGAAACCUUGGAGCAGGGGGAGCUCAGGGGGCAAGAGAAACGAUUGCCUCGGUGGAGAUUGCCCGGUG
Messenger RNA from Gavialis gangeticus (Gharial), 3711 nucleotides. RefSeq names its product ATP binding cassette subfamily G member 4 (gene ABCG4). Gene Ontology annotation, cellular component: plasma membrane. The coding region runs from base 449 to 2377 and encodes 642 amino acids. NCBI's taxonomy places the organism in Eukaryota, Metazoa, Chordata, Crocodylia, Gavialidae. The record is from RefSeq and is a predicted model, not a curated record. The transcript has 15 exons. Gene Ontology annotation, molecular function: ATP hydrolysis activity; ABC-type transporter activity; ATP binding.